Molecule: messenger RNA, 2751 nt
Organism: Acanthopagrus latus (yellowfin seabream)
Lineage: Eukaryota; Metazoa; Chordata; Actinopteri; Spariformes; Sparidae
Product: GTPase IMAP family member 4-like
Exons: 3
Coding region: 837-1925 (362 amino acids)
Molecular function (GO): GTP binding
Source: RefSeq, a predicted model, not a curated record
UGUUCUUACUGUGCUCAUGUGUAGAGACCCUGGUGAUACUACAAGCAAAGUUUCAUGUUAUGUUGAGUGUUCGUUCUUUGUGUUUUAAAAAUAGCGAUUUUGAUGCUAGCGCAUGAGUGUCCCUGCACCCCAAUGAAAAUUAGCUAGCCCGAAAAUGAAACCACUGUAAAUCUUAAAAGUGCCUAUUUCGUCGUAAUAAUGCUUUUACACGAAGGUUUGACUCGUAUACAUUCACAAAUAAACUCUAGGUUGCUUUUUGGAGAGAGUUUCACUUUAAAACAACAUUAUGUAGAAAUUUACACUUUGUGCAAUUUGGCGCCCCCCAGAGUUUGAAUGCAAGACUGCUGUAAAUACAAAUCCCAGGUCUUUAACAGUUUGUCAGAUGUAAUAUACCCCUCAACAUGCUGGUGCCCCUUUUAUAUUUUUUCCGCCCCUGCCCCUCAAACAUCCUGAGUCCGCCACUGGGUCUAAGAUAUUUAAGGGACGUCAACAAUUGAAGGAUGUGGUGUCAUUCAAAAGGUUUUCUUGUUCCCUCCCUUUUUAAACAAUGUGGCCUUAUAUGGUUAUAAUAAGAUGGCCUACUGUUUAUCAGCUAAACAGCUUGAAUGCAGUUUCCAUGUUGUGGCCACACUUUUCUAAAACUUACCAGCCAUAGCCAGACACAAACCUGUUCUACAUAUUCAGAGAGCGGAGGACAGCCUCUGUGGGGGAUGCACAUCUUUUAGAUGUAAACCGAAGACAAUACAAGGAAAUAGGAAGCCCCCUGUGCAUAACUUAGGCCAGGCUUCCAGAAGUUUCCCAGAAACCUAACGUGCGAGUCAAGCCACUGAGCUUUUAUGUUCACUACUCAGGCCUGGAACGACGCAUUUGGCCACCUGGGAGCUGGAAAAGGUCAAUCCGCAGUAAUGGCUGAAGAAAUACCACUGCGAGAGAAGAAGCAGAGAACUCUACCUCGGACUGAUGGGUGUGGUCUGAACAACUUUGACGCUCUGGAUCUGUCAGGAGGGUUGAGGAUUGUCCUGGUGGGCAAGACAGGAUCAGGGAAGAGUGCAUCAGGAAACACUAUCCUUGGGAGGGCCGCCUUCAAAGAGGACCCGAGCCCUGUGUCUGUGACCAAGCACUGUGAGACCCAGAGCGGGGAAGUGGACGGGACUCUAGUCCAGGUCAUUGACACUCCAGGUCUGUUUGAUACAGGCAUCACAGAGGAAGAAUUAAAAACCAGAAUAGAGGAGUGCGUCAAGAUGUCGGUGCCCGGCCCUCACGCCUUCCUGCUGGUGAUCCGGCUCGGAGUAAGGUUCACCGAGGAGGAGAGGAACGCCGUGAAGUGGAUCCAGGAUAACUUUGGGGACGACGCCUCCAUGUACACUAUCAUGCUGUUUACGUGUAAAGACCAGGCCAAAGCUGACAGUGCUCUGAAGGAGUGCAAGGAGCUGCGGAGACUCUCGAUUACGUUCGGACGCAGAUACCACGCCUUCAACAACAACGACGCGGACGACCGGGUGCAGGUCACGGAGCUGAUCACCAUGAUCAAGGAGAUGAUACAGGACAACGGCGGGAAGCACUACACGAAUGAGAUGUACGAGAAAGCCCAGAGGAAGCUGAGGGAGGAGGAGGAGCAAAAGAGGCAGCAGGAGGAGGAGAAGAAGGAGGAGGAGAGGAAAAUGUGGGACGCAGAGAGGGAGAAGGAAGUGAAAGAGAGAGAAAAGAAGAAAAGGGUUAAGAGAAAGAAUAUACGCGUGGCGUCGGCUGCCGCUGUCUUGCUGGUAGCAGCUGGGGUGGUUAUAGCGGUGGGGGCCGACAUGACGGUGGCUUUGGCUCUUGGGGCCCCGGUGCUCAUCAUGGGAGUGCUGUGUGGCAUUCUUUCCAUUUGCAUAUGGAAGGGGAAGGACAUAAGAUGCAGAGCCAAAGCAAGUGAUCCAGUAUAACCAGUGACAAGGACAAUGUCGACCCACCGCAGUAUUAGUAUUGCACAAAUUACUACUGACUGCUUAGAACCAAUCAGUGAUGAUGUUUUUUUUUUUUGUUUUUUUUUAGCCUUUUCUGCAUUCUGCUUCGGAGAUGUUUAGACACAACACUGCAGUAACAGAAGUAUGUGAAUUUAAUGUGAAGUAAACGGUAUGAAAUGCAGUUCCUGGUUUUUGUUUGUUGUCUUUUGGCUCAUUUGGUGUUUGGAUAUAUACACGAAGCCCACGUCAUGACCUCGGGCUGGGUCCAGGCAGUAGGCAUUUGUGGCACAUGCAGAGAGCCGUACUGCAGCUAGGGGGCUGCAAUGCAUUUUGAAAUGUUUUAAAAGUAUACAAGUCAAGGGAUCUCAAGUCUUGAUCUUUAUUUGAAUAUUUUUUCAUUAGUUUUUAAACACACACCAUAGUUAUUCUUUUCUUAUACGUGCAUGCCUGACCAAUUGUGUAUGAACAAAUAAGCUAAAAUUUAUACCUGACUAAAUUGAUAAUUAGUAGAGUAAGUUAAGUAAUACAAUUGUCUGUUUGUUUGUUCACCAAAUACCAAAAUGUGUGAAAGGGGCCCCAGAGAAAAUAGUCUGUUGUAAGUGAUCUGUCCAUUAAGUCCGGCCCCGGUCAUGAUUUAUACUUGAAAAGGUGUGUUUCUGGUUUAUGAGAAACCCUUUGAAUUGACAUGCUGGUAAAUUUCGUAAGGUUGGAAAAUGCAGUUUUAUAACUUAUAUGAUAGCUGAUUAGAUAAAAUAUUUGUGUAGGUUUAUUUCUGUUCCUUAUUUAAACUAUGAUGCACUCUUGC